Molecule: messenger RNA, 2226 nt
Organism: Cladocopium goreaui
Lineage: Eukaryota; Dinophyceae; Suessiales; Symbiodiniaceae
Source: the annotation of a GenBank genome assembly
UGUGAACUGCACGGCAGCAAUCUCCCCUCGUCAAUCACAACAAGACGUCUGCCUCGUGCGGACGCCGUGACCCGUGGGACCAAACAUAAUGCAGCUGUCAUCCGUUCAGAUGAUGUGCCGUGCGCUUCUACUGAUUGCCGCGGGUCUCAGCACCAGCCUAGCGGCAAAGUUGGCUGCGGCGCCCAACAUCCAGCAGGAUGGCAUUGUGAACCUCCUGGCAUCGUCUCAGUCGGCGCCGGGCACGCCCGCCUCCAAGAACAAGGCGUCAGAGAUGGAGCAGAUGGUGUUGCUCUUGGCGCAACAAGCCAAAGUGGCCAGAAAGAGUUCGCAGAAGGCCGAUGGAAACCUCGAUGAGUUCGUUGAGAUGAUCAAGAAGGAGCUCUUAAAGAUGGAAUCCAAGAUCAAGGACGCGGUCGCCAUCGUGGACUCAGGUUGUAAGGACACCUUCGGCAACUUGUCGGCGGGCUGCCCGGCCUAUUUCAGCAACACCACCUUCCUGCCUGCAGGCUUUGAUGGAGAUUUCACCCCUCUCAGGGAGGCGCAUUCCAGGUGCCAGGCGCAUUCCAGGUGCCGCUCCCAGAUUAGCUCUCGCAAGCAGGAGAUGGACAGCUGCAAGUCAAGCCGAGAGAGUUUGAUCCUGCAGGAACACACCUUGACGGCUCAGUUCAGGAGCAUCAACGUGUUUGAGAGUCCGGAGGAGUGCGCGGUGACAGGCACUGAUGUGCUCGGUUACUUGGCCGCCAUGCGAGACCACUUCGAUGGCAAAAAGACUACUUGGUGGAGCACCUAUUACAAGCUGGAGAACGUCACUCAGAAUAUCACCAAGUGGAACUGCACUGAGAAGGAGUUGGCCUACUACAACAAGCUGACGGAGUGUUCGGAAAAGCAAUUGACCCUCGAAGAGACCGCCUGCGAGCUCCAUGCCAGGACCAAGGAAGCCUGUGCCAUGCUUCCCUCUUGCUUCGACAAGAAUUGGGACGGCUACUCCAAACAGGUGUCGCUGGCCAAUGCCACCAUCAAAGAUCUGCGUUUCGAGUACGUGGCUGUGAAGCGCAUCACGUGCAUGUUGGACGCCUUCACCGCGCCGGAUUUGGAGGCCAAGAUCGAAGAGUGUAUGGCCAAGCAAUACAGCGGUGCUGCCAUUAGCAGUGCCUGCGUGGAGGGCUUCCUGGAUGCCACCAAGCCAAGCUUCAUCACGCCCGACGUGUGCGCAUCAGGUGUGAAGUCUAUCCUGCACCCCAACGACGACAACUUCAACGAGACUGAAUAUGCUUCCCAAGGCAUUGCUGCCAGUCCCUGCAUGGCAUCUUGCUGUGAGUUGGAGUUGUACCAUUGGCAGACCUACACCAAUGCGUUCGUGACGUCGGACCACUACAUGUACGACAGCGACAGUGGACGCGUGGUGAGCUACACCAACAUGGCCGAGGCCAAGCAGGCUUGCGAGACCAUGGGCAGUGUGCUUUGCUUCGGAAUCUAUGAUGCCAACUGCGAUGGCCCCAGCUAUGAGAAUCCCGUGAAGAUUGUGAAGGCUCCUGGGAUUGACUUGGAGUCUGUGAAGGAAUCCUCUGUAGGCAGCUGCGUCCAGAAGUUGAUGAACGGACCCGGCACAACCAUGACCACCACCACGGUGAAGGCUUGUAUCUAUGAGGUCCAGUACACCAGCAGCGCAGCACCUGAUGAUGUGAAGACCUUGACCGUGGAACAUCAGGAGUAUGGUGAGGCGUUCCGCUUCAGCGGUUGCGACAACGAGGAGCUGGACGAGGGCAAGGCAUGCGUUUCCUCGGGCGCCCAAAAUGGCGUUCGACUGCUGAAGAACAGGUACGGCCAGGCCGUGGCCACCGGAAGUUGCUGUACAUCGGAGACCAACAAGGUGAUUCUCUCCGAGGCGACGGAGUGCGACGGCUACAAGGAUGAGUACAAGAAGUAUGAUAGCAUGUACCUCACUGCCUCGAAGCUGAUCCGUGGCACAUCUUAUCACAGCAUCAGAGAAGCACAGAUCGCGUGCUUGAAGAUGGGACACAAGUGCUGGGGUCUCUUCGAUGACAAGUGCGACAUGGGCAACCUAAUGAUCGUGGACGGCGACCUGAACAUCACCACUAGUGUGAUGCGUGAAUCUCACCAGAGCUCUUGUGUCUAUGAGAAGCUCCACGUCUGAGUUGAGCCGUGCGAAGCGUCAAUCUGACGGUAGAGGCUGGUGGUUCUGAAAGCGCCUCCCAACAGGCUGUG